UUAAACUUUGUCGGAUUGCAGGUGUUUUCUUUACGGCACGAACAGUUCCCUCUAAUUGAAGUUUCUUUGUAGAUGUUUAAUUUGUUUCUGUUUUGAAUUGCAUAUUUCAUCUGUUUUUAUAUGCACCCCACAGAGUAGUUGGAAGAGUCGGAGAAAGGCCCGAUGUAGAUGAAAACGGUGUUUAUGUGUGCUGGUAAGAAGUCGAUUGGUUCGACUCUGGUGAAAGAACUCUUGGGAAGUGUUUUGUGGAUUAGCUACAUUUUAAGAGUGGCAACGGCUAGUGGUUUGUUUGGCACAGUGACUGGUAUAGCCACUAAAAUUUGUCAGGUGUGAAAUGCCGACGCAGCGGGACAGUACCAUGUCCCACCCUGGAGAACAUUCCCACCAGGUUCGAGUGAAGGCUUAUUUCAAAGGGGAUAUUAUGAUAACUCAUAUUGACCAGUCUAUCACUUAUGAAGGGCUUUGCACGGAAGUUCGGGACAUGUGCUCUUUUGACAAUGAGCAGCAGUUUACAAUGAAGUGGAUUGAUGAAGAAGGUGAUCCCUGCACAGUUUCUUCGCAGCUGGAGCUGGAGGAAGCAUUUCGCUUGUAUGAACUUAAUAAGGAUUCUGAACUUGUAAUACAUGUAUUUCCAUGUGUACCAGAAAGACCUGGGAUGCCCUGUCCAGGAGAAGACAAGUCCAUCUACCGCAGGGGUGCUCGUCGCUGGAGGAAGCUUUAUUUCGCAAAUGGGCACACUUUCCAAGCCAAAAGAUUUAAUAGGCGUGCUCAUUGUGCAAUAUGUACUGACAGAAUAUGGGGUUUGGGACGACAGGGCUACAAAUGCAUCAACUGUAAACUUCUUGUCCACAAGAAAUGCCACAAACUGGUCAUAAUAGAAUGUGGGAGAUCUACAUUACCAGAGCCAAUAAAUCCUAUUGUGCAACCUGUAAUACUUCCAGAACCAGAACCUGUGAUUCCAUAUAAAUCUUCAAGUCAUGAAAGUGUGGACCAUGUUGGUGAAGAAAAAGAGGCACUGAAUGUGAGAGAGAGCGGAGGAGUUCCUUCUAGUUUGGGUAUGCAGGAUUUUGACCUGAUUAGGGUCAUUGGAAGGGGUAGCUAUGCCAAAGUGCUGCUUGUUCGACUGAAGAAGACUGAACGGAUUUAUGCAAUGAAAGUUGUGAAAAAAGAAUUGGUGAAUGAUGAUGAGGAUAUUGACUGGGUGCAGACCGAGAAGCAUGUGUUUGAGCAGGCCUCAAAUCAUCCCUUCCUUGUUGGGCUGCAUUCAUGUUUUCAGACAGAAAGCAGGUUAUUCUUUGUUAUCGAAUAUGUAAAUGGAGGAGAUUUGAUGUUUCAUAUGCAGCGGCAGCGAAAGCUUCCAGAGGAACAUGCAAGGUUUUAUUCUGCAGAAAUUAGCUUGGCAUUAAACUACCUUCAUGAACGAGGGAUAAUUUAUAGAGAUCUAAAACUGGAUAAUGUAUUGCUGGAUUCAGAAGGCCACAUAAAGCUUACUGACUAUGGCAUGUGUAAGGAAGGGUUAAGACCUGGUGACACAACCAGUACUUUCUGUGGUACUCCAAACUACAUUGCUCCAGAGAUCUUACGAGGAGAGGAUUAUGGUUUCAGUGUCGACUGGUGGGCAUUGGGCGUGCUUAUGUUUGAAAUGAUGGCAGGUCGUUCACCAUUUGAUAUUGUUGGAAGCUCAGAUAAUCCAGAUCAAAACACAGAAGAUUUUCUUUUCCAAGUAAUUUUGGAAAAACAAAUCCGUAUACCAAGGUCACUGUCUGUCAAAGCUGCAGGUGUUCUAAAAGGUUUCCUAAACAAGGAUCCAAAAGAACGGUUAGGUUGCCAUCCUCAAACAGGAUUUGCUGACAUUCAGGGGCAUCCAUUCUUCCGUAAUGUCGACUGGGACAUGAUGGAACAGAAACAAGUUGUGCCUCCCUUUAAACCCAACAUUUCAGGAGAAUAUGGUUUGGAUAAUUUUGAUGCUCAAUUCACUAAUGAACCUGUACAGCUCACGCCAGAUGAUGAUGACAUCGUAAAGAAGAUUGACCAGUCAGAAUUUGAAGGCUUUGAGUACAUUAACCCUCUUUUGAUGUCUGCAGAGGAACACGUAUGAUGGAUUGAUAUCAGUGUGGUGUGGCACAGUUAUAAUUCGUUUUCUUUCUGCAUGGCUAAACAACUUGUAGUUGAAAUGUUUUAGAAGGCCUAAAAUUGGCCUUCAUUUCUGAGUUUUCAUUCGGAGUCAUCUCUGUUUAGCCUGCAACCUGUUCACUACGCAACACAAUGUAUUCUAUGGAUGGCAAACCUUCAAUGAUUAUGACCCAGAGUGAAUGUUUAUACCAUUCUCUUUGGGAACAGUUAUGUUUUUACUUUUGAGGCUGAUAAUAUACCCUUGAACUACACAUGAAAACAAAAGUCUGAAAGCUGCUUCAUAUCCAUAUUUAUCAGAUAAGUAUACCAGAACCGGAGGGAUACUUUAAAGAACUGUGACACACAAGAAACAUUUCAAAUACUGUAUAGUGUCUGGCAUUUGGUUCUGGCAGUGCUUGAAGUAAUGAAACACAUUUUCUAUAAAUAUAUGUAUGUAUUUGUGUAAAUAAUGAAAAUUGUAAGCCUGACAUUUUCACUUAAGUGCUUGAGUAGUAGGUACAUCGUAUGGGUUAAACUGGCACUAAUUCACUAGGGUAAUGCUGUUUGUAUUGUGACCCAGCUUAAAAAGUUGCCCAAGUUUUUUUUUUAGUUCAUACUGAACUCUCAGUCCAGUGUGCUGGUUAAUUUACCAGUGGAACACUUAGCUAACCAGUGUGCUGAGUCAUUAUGUCACUGGUUGGUGACAGCCCAGUUUAAUGUGAAAUCCUGGUGUUUUUUACUUUCAUGUAUUUCAACAGAGGCAUUCUUAAUGCAUCCCUGUCCAUGUUGACUGCAUUUGCUAUACUAAGAGAUUAGAUGAAUUUUCAAAAUGAACUACAGAAAUUACUUAAAUUAUUGCUUAAGCUGCACUUUUAUAGAGUGGAAAAUGGGACUGUCUGUUUUAGCAUGUUGUACAAGAAGCAUUGCAGGUUACUAUUACUGUGUUAAGUUUGCUUUAUACUAUGUAGUCUUGACAGACUUCUGGCAAGCUGAAUUACUGUUAGUAAUAGUUCCAGUUUUAAUUUACUUCAGCAAAUUUUUGAUGUGUGUAUGUUUGUGCAUGCCCAUGUAUGUAUGUUGUCCAUUACACCACUCUGUUAAUUCCCACACUAGCACUGCUCCCAAGUUAACCUUAGGGUGGAGUCCUGCUCAGAAUGAAUUAAUCUAUAAAUUCAAGUUGUGUAGCUGGCACAGUAACUGGUGAGCUCCAACAGCCAUUGUAGAUUGACUGAGUGAAUGCAUCUUGUCCUGCCAUCCCUAAGGUUUGAACACCAUUCCCAAAGCCUUUGUUGUACAGGUGAAGUAGAACUAACUACCUUAGCUCCAACUUGUGCUGUUUGUUGCAAAGCUGCACCCCCCCCUAGUGUAAGCCCUGACUUUUGAACAAUGCCAGCUAAUCUCCCCUAGCUCUGCCUUUUAUGACCUGCAUUACUUCUGACUUACUCGAGCUCUUUGUCUUCAGGCUGUGAGGAAGACCUGUUAUUUGUCUUUGUUUAAAAUGUUUAGAAAGCUGUGGAAUUGGGUAUUCUUAAUUUGUUCUGUGACUUUUUGAGCUGGUUUCACGUCAUCAGGGGUGCCAUCUUAAUAUUUUUCAUGGGUAACAUAAAGCAUGUCAAGUGCCAAAGCUUCCCUUUCCUUGUUUACUUUGUCAUGAAUUUUAGAGUAGCUAUAUAGAAAUACUGUAUGAAGAAGAACCCAAAAUGUUUAAGUCUUUAAGCAUUGUAGUGUAUACAUUUUUAGGCAUCACCCUUGUAUAUCUGUCACUUCUGAUUGUAUGUACAAAUAUGCAGAUGAAUGUUAUUGGAUCUGAUAGCAGAGUCUGUUAUAUAAAGUAAGGCUGGGGAUAAUGCUUUGGGUUUUCUUUAAAAGAAGGCAGCAGUUUAUUUCCUAAGAUUUUACUAAGUGUUUUGUUAUUUUUAAUGUUGCAUUUAAAUAGUAUAUACACAAGUUUGACAAUGUUAGAGAAAGCAGUUAAUUCAUAUUGCUGACAUUUUGGUUUUGAAAUGGUUACAUAGCUAAUAACUCCAAAUGUAAAGCAAGACUUGUUUGGAGUUAGUUUUACUUUGGCGAUCUUGAGUUUUUUGAAGAUCUGACAUUUCUGUCUAGUUAAGUCCAGGAAUCUAGUGAAACAAGCUGAAUUAGUGACAGUUGCAUUACAUCUUUUACUCAUUGCUAGUUUAAUGUUUUUAAGUAAUAAUCAGUUUUAAAAGUAAUGUCAGCACAAAAAUGUUUCCUAUAUUUAAGAACGGAUAUUAACAUGUGUGAUUAGGAGGUGAUCUGACUCUUUUUUGCAUGUUUUCUUUAGUUGUAAAGAACAACAUAUUCAGAUCUUCUGACUGCCUACUCUAGUACAACACAAUGCUUAUUCAUGUAUAGCCUUAUCCAACAAGUUAAAUGUACUCAUUUUUUUCAGUCAUCAUUCAUCUUAAAGAUAAUACUAACUACAGGACAGAUCUAGUUUCAGUGAUGUAAGUGGUUACACACUGGAUUACUAUGCCCAAUAGUCACUCUUUUACUGGUAUUUGCCAUGUGUUAAAUGACCGCUAAGUUUACUCUAUUAGCAAGUAGUAUCUACAUUUUACUGAGAAAACUGUGUACAAUGGUUGUCACUUGGAGAUGACGUUACAGCAUCUGAUUUAUCUUAAACUAGAUCUGUCUUGAGCUAACACAAUUUUUGGUCAGUCUGUUUAGUCACAUUUGGUAUCUUAUAUUUCCGUAUGGAAAGUGGGGUAUUUUAUAUCGUUUGUACCAGUAAUACUUUUAUUUUGUAUGUUGCAUUGAACAUUGCCUUCAAUGUCAUUUUAUAUGCACCUUUCAACACACAUUUUAUAAUUCUAUGAUCUGGGUAACUUGUAUAUUUUGACUUGUAAUUUGCUUUAAAUUUCACUUUAGGGGAAAACAAAUUAAACAGUUACAAAUU
Protopterus annectens (West African lungfish) is the source of this 5032-nucleotide messenger RNA. It is a transcript of the gene PRKCI, whose product is annotated as protein kinase C iota. The record is from RefSeq and is a predicted model, not a curated record. NCBI's taxonomy places the organism in Eukaryota, Metazoa, Chordata, Ceratodontiformes, Protopteridae. Gene Ontology annotation, molecular function: protein binding; protein serine/threonine kinase activity; ATP binding. Gene Ontology annotation, biological process: protein phosphorylation. The transcript has 18 exons. The coding region runs from base 335 to 2098 and encodes 587 amino acids.